AUGCUUAAUAGAGUAAACAAAGAAAUUAAAGAUUUAACUGAAAAUCCUACUCCUGGGGUUGAAGUAUAUCAAGAUAAAGAAGAUAGAUUGAAGUCUAACAAUUUUUAAUAUUAGAAUACAUUUCACAUUGUCUGGACUUGGGAGCCCUUUGGAAAAUUAGAUAAUUCCAUUUUGGAUUGAUGUGCCAUAAAACUAUCCUUUCUCAAACCCUUUUAUAAAAAUAAAAAAAAUAAUUUUUCACCCCUUAUACUUUAAUGAUAGAGCUGAAUGCUGUGAUUGUUGGUGUAAGGUAAAUAUUCAAAAAAAUUAUAGUCGAAAUGGUAGCCUUCACAUACUAUUAAGAGCCUAAUUAACGAUUUAAUUGAUAUAUUGUUAAUGCCAAGGGUUUCACAUCCUAAUAUAGCCACAAGCAUAUUGAAUCACAGUAGGUUUGAAUAUUUUGAGACAGCACUGAUGUAUUAUAAAGAAGAAAAAUAAUGGGAACAAAGUGAAGUAAACUUUGAAGAGAUAGUUAAUCUUCCUUGUAAACUUAAUCAUAGCAGGCCAAUAGUAGAAGUGAUAAUAGAUAAAAAUUUUAAAUCAGAUGAAAUGCUUAUUUGUCAACUAUGUUAAUUAUCGAUAGGUGAUAUCAAAAGAAUUGAUAUUAAUUAACUUUAAUAAAAUUUAGUUUGUAAUAGAAGGAAUCGUAAUGUAAUUAUAGAAGAUUUAGAAAAUAAAUUUUUAACCUAAAUAGAUAACUUCUAAAAAUGUAUUGAAAAAAUAUAAGAUCUUGACAACUAAGUAUUCCAAGAAUUGCUUUAUUUAAAAAAUGACUGGAUAGUUUCUAGUUUAAAGUUUAAAUAAAAACUUUGUUCAUUAACUAUUUUAGAAGAAAUUGAGUUGAUUAAAUAUGAACCUAAAGAAUACAAAAAAUAGGUCAAAUAAGAAAAAUAAUAAAUUGAUGGAUUAUUUUUAUAAAAGAUUUAUUCUUGUAUCGAUAAGCUAGUACUUUAGUAAAAUCGAUAAAAUUUAAUGGAAGUAAUUCAAAAUAUUUUUAAUAAACCUCAAUUAAAGUUUAAAUUUCAUAAUAUACGUUAUGAAUUUAUUAGACCUAAUAGGAUGGUUAAUUAUACAUUUUCAAUAAACUCUGAUAAUACUUUAAUGGUAACUUCAGAAUUAUUUUCAGGCUCAAUGGUUUAGAUUUAUUAGAUCGUAAAAGGAUAAAAUGAUGGUUAAUACUAAAUCUCCUAUCUUAGAGCCUAAUCUUUUAGGAGUAGGAUCAUUUAUAUCAAAUUUCUAUUUAAAUAAAAAUUUACAUUUGUUAUAACAACCGAAUUUAGAGGUUUAUACAUUAUGUACCCAAUAGAGUAUAAUGGGGAAGAAGCAAUUAAAUGGGAUUUCAAAUAAUAUAUUGAUGAUUGCGAAUAUGUUAAUUGUUUAGAAGUUAGAUAAUCUGAUGAUUUAAUUGUAACUGGGCAUAAGAAUGGAAAUAUAAUGUUUUAUAUUUCAACAACAAAUUAACCAAUCUAAAAAAUUACUGAAUCAAAUACAGAAGUUUGGGGAUUAUCAUUUAACUAAUCAGGUAAUAUGCUUUUAUCUUGUUAAUAGAAUAAUGAAAUUUUUCUGAUGAUGGAAUAAAAGGAAGGAUGGAGUAUUAAAUAAAAAAUUUUAAUGGAUGGAUUUGGAUACAGAUUAAGUUUUAUAACAGAUUAAAUUUUUGCAAUUCAAACAAGAACUCCAAAACCCCAUAAUUAAAUCUAUAUUUAUACUUCUGAUUCAAAUGGUUAAUUUAUUAAAAGUGGAUCACUUUUUGUUAAUGGAGGUAAUUAGCCUUGUGAAAUCUUCUUUCCAAUGUAAUACAUUCCAAGUAAAUAACUCCUGAUUUCGAAGAAUGGAUAUUAUCUUAAUGUCUUAAAGUUGGCUUUCUCAAAUUAAUCAAGGCUAGACAUUGAAAGAUGCCGCUUAGAAUAGUCUAUAUAUUUUGGAACCAAUUUCUUUUAUGGGACAGUGAGUAAUAACGGAGAAUUUAUUAUAUCCAUGUCAUAGGCUUUUCCCUAACAAUUCAAUCAUUCCUUAGAAAUAUUAAUUGGAACUUUCAAAUAGAAAUUCUAAUAGAAAAUAUGA
Messenger RNA from Paramecium primaurelia, 2103 nucleotides. Lineage: Eukaryota; Ciliophora; Oligohymenophorea; Peniculida; Parameciidae. The record is from the annotation of a GenBank genome assembly.